AUGAUCAGUUCAGAGGAAGAGUCUCACAUUUUCCUGAACAGAUGAGGUUUGGUAACGCCUCCAUCAUGAUUAUUAACACAACGACCAUAGACACUGGAGACUACACCUGUUACUUUCCAGAACUUAAUGGAGGACUCACAUUCAACAUUACACUUGUUGUUGGUUCAGUUCCCAAACCCAUCGUCACGAUGUCUAAGGUGACAGAUUCUGGGGUCCAGCUGAAGUGUGAGGUUCAAGGAGCUUUUCCAAAGCCAGAGCUACGGUGGCAGAACUGUGAUGGAAACAUCUUUGAUGCUGAGGAGGCUGAGAUCUCAGAGAGAGACGGUCGCUACCACAUCACCCUCCAAACUACUGUGACCUCCACCACAACCACCUGCUUCCAGUGUGUGGUCCAACAGAAGGACCUGAACCAUGAGACUGGUUCUACCAUCACUGUGCCGGAGAAACCGUUUGUGGACCCGUGUGGGAAAGUGACCAUUGAAGGGUUGAUGACUGGAAUAGUGGUGGGAGCUGGACUUCUGGUUCUGGUUCUGGUUCUGCUUGUGUUCUUUAAGUUCAUCACAGUACGUCGUGUUAGAGCAGGAACUCAGAAGACAGACGGUGACAAUGAGACCAAUGAGCCCCUCAAGUCUGAACAUAUCACAGUAUGAUUCACUACAACAUCAUGUUUUCUCUGAUCUUCAGCUUCACUACGAUCAUGUGAAUGUGUUUUUGUUUUCACAUUUCAUCAUAUUUCACCUUUGUUGAACAUGUUGCUAAUAUUCCAACACAAUAGCAAUAUGUUUUCAUCGUUCAAAGGUCAUUACAGAGCUGAUCAGUGUGUGACUGAGCUGAAGCU
Mugil cephalus (flathead mullet) is the source of this 838-nucleotide messenger RNA. Its product is annotated as butyrophilin-like protein 2. The record is from RefSeq and is a predicted model, not a curated record. The transcript has 4 exons. Bases 42 to 650 code for a protein of 202 amino acids. NCBI's taxonomy places the organism in Eukaryota, Metazoa, Chordata, Actinopteri, Mugiliformes, Mugilidae.